Messenger RNA from Belonocnema kinseyi, 3688 nucleotides. Its product is annotated as RRP12-like protein. The record is from RefSeq and is a predicted model, not a curated record. The transcript is spliced from 21 exons. Bases 41 to 3589 code for a protein of 1182 amino acids. NCBI's taxonomy places the organism in Eukaryota, Metazoa, Arthropoda, Insecta, Hymenoptera, Cynipidae.
CUUGAAUCACUUUCAGUCAAAUUCGAUAAUACAUAAAGAAAUGUUGGCCAUACUAGCUGCCGUGACUGAUGUAAUUAAACAGAAUGGCGGCACAGAAUCAUCCACAGAAUAUUAUGCAGCUUUAAUGACGACUCUAGAAUCAGCGGAAUCGGAAGAAUCUGUAGCUGCCAUAUUAUCUCUGCUGGGGAUGAUUUUGAAAACAGUUCCGACAAACGUGCUAAAAUUGCAGUUCAGUCAAGCAUCUCAUAUUUUCCUACAAGUUCUGACAAAAUACGCGAUUACCGAUAAUUUUCUUAUCCAACGCCACUGCAUUGGAUGCUUGUCGAUUUUACUUCGAGGACAGGAAGCUGCAGUUUGGUCAGAUACGUCAACUUUGCAAGUUUUAGAUGCUUUAUUAGCAUUCACGAUUCAUGCGAAACCGAAAGUUAGGAAAGCAGCUCAACACGGAGUGUGCGCUAUCCUAAAAGGAAGCGACAUAAUGAAAGGAGAAAAUCCACCGCCCUAUCACCCCGCAGCUCCACAAGUAGCUAAGCACUGUUUAUCGCAAUUGGAAACAGCUGGACAGCCUGGACACAGGACAAGCACUCUUCAUAUUAUCACUUUACUCAAAGAAAUUAUUCACCAAAUACCAAAAUCUUCUGUAAAGAGCAUUUGCGAAGGACUUUUGAGUAUCAUGACUCUAAAUGACACCGGUGUAACGACCUCUUGUUUUGAGACUUUCCGGGCAUUGUUCAUUUCAAAACCCAACGAAGCUGUCUUGCCAUCGAAAUUAAAUGCCCAAAUUAUUAACGCUCUUUAUGAUUAUCAACCAGCUCCUGGAGACACGAAACCGACUACUUCCUGGCUCACAGUUAUGCAGGAAGCUUGUGUUAAUCUCGCCUUGCAGUCACUGGAUCUUUGUGCUGCUAAUGUACCUCGGUUCAUCGAAAAGUGCACUAAGCUUUGGCUCUCGGAAAAUUCAGACGUUUUAACUGGAGCUUCACAUGCGAUUAAACACGUUUUGCAAGAAUGUCUUCAGCCCAUGUGUGAAAAUGAACAAAUCGCAAAAAGGUAUAAAGUGACAUUGACAAAAACAAUUCACUUAAUCCAAGAAGGAAUGUCGUAUCAGUACAACGGAGCUUGGUAUCACGUUCUUCAUUUAUUAUCCAUAUUAUUUCAAAUAAUCGGAUUAAACUGCAAGCAAGAAUUGGUGGAAAUACUGUCCGCUUUGGCCGAUCUACGAGACUCGCAUAAAUUUAUUUAUAAUAAAGAAAUUGAAUUUGCAGUCGGUGCUGCUGUUAAAUCGAUGGGGCCGGAAAUUGUACUCAAAACGAUUCCUCUCCAAGGCGUGAACAGAAGUUGGCUCUUGCCAGUUUUGAAAGAUUGUAUAUCUCACGCUUCUUUAGCAUUUUUUAUUAAAUCCAUCUUGCCUUUAGCUAUUCAAUGCGAAGAGAAAUCAAAGGCUUUGAAGGAGAGUAAAGAUGGAGUCGGAGCUCACAGUUAUGAGCUGAUGAGGUGCCAGAUGUGGGCACUUUUGCCCAGUUUUUGCAGCAAUCCCCCGGACAUAAAAGAGAGCUUCGAGCCGAAUUUCGCAAAAAUUCUUGGAGAUUUGAUUAGAAGUGAUAAAAACCUCAGGCUCUCCGUGAUGGGUGCCUUGCGAAGAUUAAUUAAUCACUCGGUGGAAAAUAAUAAUAAAGAAGAUAUUGAAACACUUGGAAAAUUUUCGAAAAAUUAUUUGCCGAUACUUUUCAAUCUUUAUUCGACGAAACCUCACGGUUCAGACGAAGAGGGACAGCGACAAGCCGCUUUUGAAACUAUCAAGCUUUACUUAUCGAUUACAAGUGAAGAUUUUCUCACUACUUUUUUCAAAAAAGCCAUGACUAAAAUACAAGAGGAAACCACUGAUGAAUUUGAAAAGGAAAGUAUUUUCGAUCUCCUCCGAUUAUUUGCACAGUUUACAGACAUCGGAAAUUUGAAAACUGUCUAUGAAUUUUGUGUGCCGCUAAUAAUGUCAAAGGAAAAUCAAAAGGAACAAAAGAAGGCUUACAGAUUUCUCGAAGACAUUUGUGGCAGCGAGACUGACGUUUGUAAACAAUUCCUUCUCGAAAAUCGUCGAGCAAUUCAGAGUUUGCUGAGAAAAGCCGGGCCUUUUGUACAGAAAGUUAGCAAAGGGGCGCGAAUUCGUUGUAUCAUUUCCCUUGUCGAGAGUCACCCGCAGCUUGAAAAGACGAAAUUUUUGCAAUCGAUCGUCCCCGAAGCAGUCAUGUGCUUGAAAGAAUUGAACGAGAAGUGUAGAACCUCUUCUUACCAAUUGUUAAACGUCAUCGCCGAGAAGUUCCUGAGCCAUGAGCAAAAUUUCAAGGAAUACGUGGAGUUAGUUGUCGCGGGACUUGCAGGCGUUCCGAUCUUUUGUAGUGCAACUUUACUUGCACUUUCUUCAAUCCUCUUUAAUUAUAAUGGAUCUCUGGGAAUGCAGACUGUUAAGGAAAUAUUGAACCACGCCUGCAAUCUCCUGACAGGACCGACGAGGGAAAUUACUUUGUCGUGUUUAGCUUUCGUGAAAGUGUAUCUGACAGUCAUGCCGACUCCAAUUAUCGGUCCAACUUUAUCUACAAUCAUGCAAGCUUUGUCAAAUAUGACGGACGACUGUAAGAGACACUUCAGACAAAAAGUGCGAGACAUCCUCGUGAAAAUGGCCCGGAAAUUUGGCAUAGAAACGAUCACAGCCAUGGUGCCAAGAUCAGAUGAGAAUAUGCACAAGAGACUGAAAAAUAUUCGCAAGAUUGAAGCGAGGAAGCAGAAGGCCAAGGAGGAGGUGAAGAAUAAAGAGGAGGAUAGUGACGAGGAAUUCAAUCUUAAGCGAAUGCCAAAGAGUAUCGAUGAAAUUUUGGCGGACAGUGAUGACGAAUUUGAAGAUGUAGAAAUGAAGGAUGCGGGUAGAAAUCCAAAACAACCGCGAAGAAAGACUUGGAUCCAGGAAUCUGAAGACAACAUUGUCGAUUUUGCUGAUCCCACCGUCUCGAAAAGCAUUUAUGCUACGAAGCCGGGAACUUCUGGUGCGAAUCCAGUCAAGGAGAAGUCUAAGGACAUUGCUUUCAAAACUGCUCCCGAUGGCAGGUUGAUCAUUACUGAUGAUAAAGACGAUGAAAGUGAUGAUGGCGACGAAGGAAAGAAGAAGAAGAAAAAGUUAUCAUUCUUGGGCACGGAUGAAGACGAUUACGAAGUCGAUGAAGAUGACACAAAGUCAGUCAAGUCAACAAAAUCGACAAAGAAGAGAAAGCACAGCGAAAGUGGAAGCCUUUACUCUGAAGCGGUUUCUGCUUCAUCCAAGUACAGAGCUGGAGGUUCUGGAAUACAUCGACCGGUGAAAACAACGAAAACGGAAAAGGAUACCGGUGCUGAAUAUCGAGGAAAGAAAGCCCAGGGAGACAUAAAACGGAAAGGAAAACACGAUCCUUAUGCUUAUGUACCUCUGAGCAGAUCUUCUCUAAAUAAGAGGAAAAAGAUGAAGAACGCUGGAAAAUUCAAGAAUAUUAUCUCCGGAGCUAAGAAGGGUGCCCAGUUGGGAAGAAAAAACCAGAAAAGAAAACGCGAGUCAACUAGAAAUUAGUCCUGUUAAACACUAGAUUCUAAGAUAAUUAAUUAUUGUUUAAUAUCUUGAGAAACAGCGGUUCUGACUGGUUUCUUAAAUAAAUUGAUAAUCGAGUUA